UCUUUAUCUGUUUCUCUCAAAAAAUCUAAUAAGCAAGAUGUCUACUAAUGAGAAUGCCAACACAGCAGCUCGAUUGAACAGAUUCAAGAACAAAGGAAAGGAUACUACAGAAAUGAGAAGGCGGCGUAUUGAAGUCAAUGUAGAGCUGAGAAAAGCUAAGAAAGAUGACCAGAUGCUUAAAAGAAGAAAUGUUAGCACUUUACCAGAUGAUGCUACUUCUCCCCUUCAGGAGAACAGGAACAAUCAGGUUUCAGCACACUGGUCGGUUGAAGAAAUAGUCAGAGGAGUUAAUAGCAAUAACAUGGAGCUUCAGCUACAGGCUACUCAAGCUGCCAGGAAACUCCUCUCAAGAGAGAAGCAGCCCCCGAUAGACAACAUAAUUCGGGCUGGUUUGAUUCCAAAGUUUGUCUCCUUCUUGGGCAGAGCAGACUGUAGUCCCAUUCAGUUUGAAUCUGCCUGGGCACUUACCAACAUUGCUUCUGGCACGUCCGAACAAACGAAGGCGGUAGUAGAUGGAGGGGCUAUUCCAGCCUUUAUUUCCCUGCUGGCCUCUCCCCAUACUCACAUCAGCGAACAGGCAGUGUGGGCUUUAGGAAAUAUUGCAGGGGAUGGUUCUACCUACAGAGAUCUGGUUAUUAAAUUUGGUGCAAUUGAGCCUCUGCUGAGUCUACUAGCUGUUCCUGACCUCUCUUCUCUGGCUUCUGGAUAUUUACGCAAUGUUACCUGGACCCUCUCAAACCUGUGCCGUAACAAGAAUCCUGCACCACCCAUAGAAGCUAUUGAGCAGAUUCUUCCAACUCUCGUUCGGCUCUUGCACCAUGACGAUCAUGAGGUGUUAGCAGACACAUGCUGGGCACUUUCCUACCUAACAGACGGUUCCAAUGACAGGAUAGAAGUUGUAGUGAAAACUGGAUUGGUGCCACAACUUGUGAAACUCCUGGGAUGUAGUGAACUGCCAAUAAUGACUCCUUCGUUAAGAGCCAUAGGAAACAUUGUCACUGGUACUGAUGAGCAGACACAGAUUGUUAUUGACUCGGGAGCAUUAUCUGUCUUUCCAAGUCUUCUUUCUCAUCAUAAAAACAACAUUCAGAAAGAAGCAGCAUGGACGAUGUCCAACAUCACCGCAGGACGCCAGGAUCAGAUUCAGCGAGUUGUAGACCAUGGUCUUGUGCCUUAUCUCAUUGGUAUUCUGAGGAAGGGGGAUUUCAAAUCUCAGAAGGAAGCUGUGUGGGCUGUGACCAACUACACAAGUGGUGGAACAAUUGACCAGAUCGUGUAUCUUGUUCAGGCUGGUGUUGUUGAACCUCUACUGAAUCUCCUCUCGGCUAAAGACAGCAAGACUGUGCUGGUUAUCCUAGAUGCUAUUUCUAACAUCUUCUUGGCUGCUGAGAAGAUUAAUGAGACUGAAAAACUUUGUCUCAUGGUUGAGGAGUGCGGGGGUCUGGAUAAAAUUGAAGCUCUCCAGUCACAUGAAAAUGAACAAGUGUACAAAGCCUCAUCCACCCUGAUUGAGAAAUAUUUCUCAGCAGAAGAGGAGGAAGACCAAAAUGUUGUACCAGAAUCUACUGCUGCCAGCUACACUUUCCAAAUUCAGGGCAAUACUCCAGAUACUUUCAGCUUCUAG
This is a messenger RNA of Leptosomus discolor (cuckoo roller), 1624 nucleotides long. It is a transcript of the gene KPNA2, whose product is annotated as karyopherin subunit alpha 2. Gene Ontology annotation, molecular function: protein binding; nuclear import signal receptor activity. Gene Ontology annotation, biological process: protein import into nucleus. The record is from RefSeq and is a predicted model, not a curated record. NCBI's taxonomy places the organism in Eukaryota, Metazoa, Chordata, Aves, Leptosomiformes, Leptosomidae. Gene Ontology annotation, cellular component: cytoplasm.